Chiroxiphia lanceolata (lance-tailed manakin) is the source of this 4677-nucleotide messenger RNA. RefSeq names its product neurabin-1-like. Gene Ontology annotation, molecular function: actin filament binding. Gene Ontology annotation, biological process: neuron projection development; calcium-mediated signaling; actin filament organization. The record is from RefSeq and is a predicted model, not a curated record. NCBI's taxonomy places the organism in Eukaryota, Metazoa, Chordata, Aves, Passeriformes, Pipridae. Gene Ontology annotation, cellular component: dendrite; actin cytoskeleton; postsynaptic density.
GGAAAGGCGGGCGGCUGCUGGCGGCGGAUAAUGAUGGCGUGGUGCGCGCGGCCGCUGGGCGGCCGGGAGCGCUGAGGGGAAGGAGGCGGCGGGACCCCCGCCCCCAGAUGGCUCUCCGGAUACCGCGAUCCGCGCUGGGGAUAACACCCGAUGUAGCCAUUCACGCGCUUUGAUUUCUUUCUCUCCCCUGCACUCCAUUUCCGUGCAAGCGGGGAAGCUGGCUGAGUGAAAGGCUGCUUUUGGGAUCUUCUGUGAAAUCUGCUCUGCCUGCUGUUGGAGGGUGGAAGCUUUGUGCUAAGGAGCCAUUCUUCCCGUUCUUCUUCAGGAGUCGAGGGAGCUUUCUCUUUGACAAUGAUGAAAACUGAAGGCAAGGGGGAAAGGACUUUAAGAAGUGCAUCACCACACCGAAAUGCCUAUAAAUCUGAUUUCCAUGCUAUCAAAUGCUCUUUUGAUGGUGUAAACAAUCCUGAUAACACUUCCAGUAAAACAGGCUUGCAUCAGAAGCUGAACACCUCUUCCAGUGGAGGGGGAAAUGACCCACACAGUCGAGGCAGAGCUGCCACUUAUGGCAAUAGAGUACACAAGAUCAAAAAUAUGUUUCUGCAAAUGGGAAGCUCUUCUUCCACAGCCUCUGAAAGCAGUCCACCUGCUGAGACCAAAUUAAUCAGCCGGGCCACGGCAGCAGAGUAUGGACCUUCUCCAGGUAGCCCAUCUUUUCUCAUUGUUCAAAAAAAUAAUCUUCUUAAUACAAGCACCAGCCCCUGCAGCAGUCCUGUGGAUUCGUUAUCUGUGCCUUCUGCUGCCGACAGGGUUGUCCGUAGCAGUGAUGAGGCAGACUUGGACAAAGUUGCCCUGGCAGAAAAAUUUUCGGAGACUAGGAAGCUUUUUGAGAGGAAUAUAAAACAGCGGAGCUCAGUGGACAGAUACUCCCCCAGCAAAUGUGAAAAAAGUGAAGAUAAGAGGAGAUGUGGUUCAGCUUCUGAUUGCAGCAAUGUGGUGGACAACUUCAGUUUUAAUACAGAAGCGAGUCCUCCAGUUGCACUGGAGAAAGUUGAAAAUCAAGGCAGUGAGGAGUUGAAACAGCAGCAUCCUAAUAGUGGUUCUAAAUCCUCCUUCCUGAAUGCAGGGCCCAUUUCUAGGAGGCUGGAAAGCUUUUUGGGUGACAGUGAUACUGAAGAAUCCAAAGAAAUUUCAAAAAAUGAUAGUCCUCCGAAUCAGGACCCUUUGAGAGGCCAGGAGAGUUUGAAUUUGCCUGCUGUUGCUGAAGGAUGUCUGGAGAAGGGUGUGUUCCCCAAAGUGCUUGGGAUCCGCAGAGAUGAGCCGAGUGAGGCUCUUGGAAAAGACAAAAGGGAGCAACUGGUACUUGAGAGAAGCCUGUGGGAUAUGGGCAGUGUGCCUGGUCAGGAGGCUCAGCACAGAUCAAAUAGUGUUUCCUCCUCAGCUUCCCCCGCAGAGGGGACUUGCACAGAGCUGGUUGGACAAAAUCAAACCUCAGGGCAUGAAAAUGAGGGUUUGGAGAAAGAUCACGUUGUUCAAGAGGAUCAGAUGCUCAUAUGUCAAGUACAGGAAGGGGAGAGGAGUGACUAUGCCUUGGAAGUGAUAGAAGAGUCUAUGGAUGGCAGCAAGACCAGUUGGGAAGAAGAAAGAAAUGGGUUGUCUGUAAGAGAUGGUCCAGUUACAUGCGUUCAGGACGUUCUAGAGCAGGAAGAGGAUACUGAAGAAGAGGAGCAAGUGCUGGAAAAGCAAAGUGAGGACUUCAGUGCUUUUGGAAUAGAGAAUGCAGCUUUUGAUGGUGACAGGGAUACAGAGCCAGAAAACCAAGAGCCUGAAGGCAAAGAAAUUUUGGAGGGAGAGGAUGCGUAUAUGUAUGACAGUGAAUAUGAGGAGUUUCCUGGGCUUUCUGAAGAGGAGGAUCCUGAUCCAGACCGAAAAGUCAAGUUCUCAACAGCUCCUAUCAAAGUUUUCAGUACUUACUCAAAUGAAGACUAUGAUAGACGUAAUGAAGGUGACCCUGUGGCAGCCUCAGCUGAGUGACUUGAGAAAAGGGUGGAAAAGAUGGAAGUGUUUCCUGUGGAAAUUGAAAAAGGUGACAGGGGUCUGGGCAUCAGUAUCAUUGGAAUGGGAGUUGGUGCUGAUCAGGGACUGGAAAAACUAGGUAUUUUUGUAAAAACAAUACAAUGGUGAGCUGCUCAGAGGGAUGGACGAAUUCAAGUAAAUCAGAUUGUUGAGGUUGAUGGCAUAAGUCUGGUGGGAGUUACUCAGUUCUUUGCAGCCACUGUAUUAAAGAACACCAAAGGCACAGUGAGGUUUCUGAUUGGGAGAGAGAAGCCAGGGGCUGAGAGUGAAGUAGCCCGUCUCAUUAGUGAGACCUUAGAGCAAGAGAGAUGUCUGUAUGAGCAGCACUACGCUCAUGAUGAUACAGAGCAGGAUGAUGACUAUGAUGAUGAUGAGGAGGAUACAUAUGAGUCACAUUUACAUGGGAAAUCUGUAGAAGUUUUUGAUCUUCCUGAAAACGAAGACAUUGGUUUACUACUGGAUAUGGAUUCAGCAGAGUCUCUUCUUAAAUUUAAAGAGCUGCAAUUAAAACAUGCUAGUAACAGUAGCUGAAGUGAAUCAAUUAUGAAGGAGAAAUUAAAAAUUGUUGAAGCUGAAAAAAAUGAAUGGAAAUUUAAUCGAGCCCAGCUACAGCAAAACUUGGAUGAAAGCAAAGAGAAAAUUAAAAAGUUAGAGACCUACUGGUUAGAGGCACAAAAUUUAUGCAAAACAGUGAAUGAGCAUCUUAGAGAGACUCAAGAACAAUGUGAUGCCCUUGAAAAGAAAUACAGCAAGGCCAAGAAAUUGCUUAAAGAUUACCAACAAAAAGAAAUAGAAUUUAUGAAGAAAGAAGAAGAGCAUUCAAGGCUACUUGAAGAGAGAGACCAGAAAUAUGCAGAACAACUGAAAAUAUAUCAGGAAAAAAUUUCGGAACUUGAAACUAAAUUAAAAGUAUAUGAGAAAAUGCCUUAUGUUUUUGAACGUGGCAGUUUAUUGGAAGAUGGCUGUCAAAGUCCAGGCCAACCUAACGAACAGCCAAAGAUAAAAGAAGAAAAUGAAAAAGAAACCAAAUCAAUAGAAGAAAGAAUAAAUUCUUUAGAUAUGCUCAUUUCUGAUUUUGAUGCUUUUGUUGGGGAUACUCCCAGAUUAGACACCAGUGCCCACAAAGCAAAAGCUCAGCUUGCUUUGAAAGUGAAACGCCAGCCACCUUCUCGAUCAAAGCUGAAGGAAUCUCUUGGGGCUGGACAACAGACUGCAAAUCUACAGGAUGAGGAUUCAGAAGAUACUGUUCUCAACAGAGAACUUUCCACUGUGUACCUAACCAAGACCUUAGAAACAAGUGAAAAAUUACCUCUCCCACGCCUGGAUGACUCAGAUCGAAAGAGUGAAAAGCUGGAAAAAAGAGAAAGCACAGAAAGUCCUCUAGAGUCAAGUCCUUCUGCUUCCACACACUCUUCUCCAGUACACAAACCAAGCAACGAAAAUAGCACCACCACUCCUCGUUCACCUCCUCCUGAAGAGAUGACUCCAAGUUCUCCUCAAGGGUAUCUCAAGAAUGUUAAACAAAGAGAGGCAAAAGGGAAAGGGAAAGAGGCCAAGGAAGAAAAGAAAAAUGAAGACAGGACAGUAGAAACAAAUGAAGGAACAUCGUCAGGGAAGUCCAAAAGGAGAUUUCCAGAUUUUGGGGGAUUACGGAAAUCUGGGGGCAAGGGUAAGAAGCAAGAAAAAGAAAAUCUAAGAGGUUCUCUGGAUAGCAGAGGUUCCCGAGAACUCUUGGAUGACUCUGGCAACAAUCUGUCUGCAUCAGAUUCAGAUUCCCCUGCUCCUACUUGCAUGCCUUUCUCCUGGUUUGGAGACAGCCACAAAGAGCCUCCAGUUUCUAGUAGCAACCUGCACGUUACCCAGAGCGGGCAGGAUGGUUGUGAGCAUGGUCAAGAGAAGAACAGAACCAAGAGUAGAAUUGUCAUAGAUGAUACAUACCAUAGCAAGCCAAGUUGUGAACUUUCAGGGUUAGUGACAGAACCAAAUCUGUCAGGUCGUUCACACACUUUAACCUUCUCUUCAAAUGAGGCAUUAGAUGACGAAUUUGCAACAACAGGAAAGCAAAAUCAAUGGCACAGUAGACCUAUUUCUGAAUGGACCACCCAGCAAGUAUGCCACUGGUUAAUGGGAAUGAACAUGGAGCAGUAUAUUACAGAGUUCACAGCUAUGAAUGUAGAUGGACAGCAAUUAAUGCAGCUCGACAGUGAGAAGUUAAAGGCUUUGGGAGUUUCCAGUCAAAAUGACAGAUCAACAAUAAAGAAAAAAAUUAAGGAUAUUAGAAAAACACAGGAAAAACUGGAAAAGCAGAAGGAAAAGGUUCAAAAGAAGGAGAAAGAAGUUCGCAAGACUGGCAGAGUGGUGGCCACUCUGAAUCAAGCUGCUAAAUGACCAUUUUAUUUUAGUGCAGACUUGCCUAAUCUUGAUGUAGUUCAGCAGAUUUGUAUAUAAUUGUACAAUUGAGGGAGGAGGGAAAGUGCAACAGUUUAAUAUGGUAGGUGGUUUUUUACUUUUUAAUUGUGGUCCCUCCCCAUUACAGCCCAAUAAAAUGAAAUAAUGUUUUCAGUAUUUUUAUUCCUAGUUGACUCUGCCUGUACUAAUAGA